Molecule: messenger RNA, 746 nt
Organism: Cucurbita moschata (crookneck pumpkin)
Lineage: Eukaryota; Viridiplantae; Streptophyta; Magnoliopsida; Cucurbitales; Cucurbitaceae
Product: 60S ribosomal protein L14-2-like
Exons: 5
Coding region: 97-498 (133 amino acids)
Biological process (GO): translation; ribosomal large subunit biogenesis
Cellular component (GO): ribosome; cytosolic large ribosomal subunit
Molecular function (GO): structural constituent of ribosome; RNA binding
Source: RefSeq, a predicted model, not a curated record
UACAGAGGAAUAGAAAAAAAACCCUAGUUUCGACAUCGGCACUGUAAACCCUAGUUUCUUCUUUCGCCCUUCUCUGAAACCCCUUGCACGCCGAAGAUGCCGUUCAAGAGGUACGUUGAGAUCGGAAGAGUCGCUCUUGUCAACUACGGUGAAGACUACGGAAAGCUUGUCGUCAUUGUCGAUGUUAUUGACCAGAACAGAGCUUUGGUGGAUGCUCCUGAUAUGGUCAGGUCUCAAAUGAACUUUAAGAGACUUUCUCUUACUGACAUUAAAAUUGACAUUAAGAGGGUCCCUAGAAAGAAGGAACUCAUUGAAGCUAUGAAGGCUGCUGAUGUUCAGAAAAAAUGGGAGGAUAGCUCUUGGGGGAGAAAACUACUCGUGAAGAAAAGAAGGGCAUCACUUAAUGAUUUCGAUAGGUUCAAGCUUAUGUUGGCUAAGAUAAAGAGAGCUGGAUUAGUGAGGCAAGAGCUUGCGAAGCUGAGAAAGAGUGAAUCUUAGAAAGUGCAUUCCUUUGGCUUCAAAUUUUGUUGUGAGUUUAAGUUUAUCAGGUUUGGAUUGUUAUCUCUUCUGUUUCUCUGGCCCUCAGGAGUUUGUGAUUGUUUUGAGAUGUAUGGAAUUUGUACUUCCAAUAGUGAGAUUUUACCUAUCUUUACCACAAGAUGCCUAUAUUACUCCAAUUAAGCAUGAAUCUGAAUCUGCUGAGUGCUGAUGUUUCUCUGUUCAACUGUUAAAUUGAAUAUCUGUGC